AUGCGCGGCCUCACCAAGGCUGCCGCCUUUUUGCUGGCGCCGGCGCUGGCGAGGGCUUCGUCUUUGAGUCUGAAUGAGCCGUGGGCCAUCGUCGACUUGGAUAUCCCCACGGGGAAACAUGAUAUCGACUCUCUGACCCUCCGCCUCGACAUCCAGGAAACCGAGGACAUCUGUGGCCCGACCAAGCUCCGCGUAAACGGCCACCACCUCCAGCAAAAAGAGGAUGGCUCCGGAUCCGGCGUCGUCCCCGUCGGCGAGGACAUUAUCCUCGGCGCCCACUGGGUCUUCUCCUGCAUCAGCUCCAACGCCGGGCCCGAGGCGAAGCUCCUGCGCUUCACCGUCGACCGCCUGGACGGCGAGCCCGUCAAGGACCUCGACUUCGCCAUGACCUUCCGCCAGACCACCCCGGCCGUCAUCCUCGAGCUGGGCGGCGCCGCCUCCGCCUCCGCCUUGAUAGAGGCCCAACCGGGGAAUGACAGCCCUCCGGCCCAUGAACGCCCGUCCCAAGAGAUGCCCGACCCGGAUGACGAGCUCCAGGCUCAGAUCCACGAGCUCGAGCUUCUGCGCGACCAGGUCGACGAGCUGAUGGAACUCAUCCACGCCAAGGAGAUGGCUAUCCGCGAGCGCCUCGGCGGCAACGACGACCAUCACCGGCGCCCCCCGCCUCCCCCGAUCUUCAUUAUGCUCAAGGAGUGCAACGACGUGCAAUGCGUCGUGCGCGCCCUCGCCGACAAGGUCAAGCACACGGCCGGCGGCCUGUACGGCGGCUUCUUCGCCCACGGGCCCGGCCACGAGCACGAGAACGGUCAUGGAUGGGAUCACCCGGAUCGCAAACGCCCUCACCACGGAGAUGGAGGCCACCACAAGUUCCCUGGCAACCACUCGCGACCCUUCCCGCCGCCGCCUCCUCCGUUCUGUCCUCCCUGCCACGCGCCGCCUCACCCUCCUCACCAUGGAGAGCACCCGCCUCCUCCCCCUGAAGAUGGCGAGCACCCGUUCCCUCCUCCUCCUGAGGAUGGUGAGCGUCCUCCUCCUCUUCACGACGGCGACCGACCCCAUCCGCCUGAUUAUGACGAUGUCUCUCCUCCUCCUCCUCCUGGCCAGGCUCCCCACGCGCCUUUCGACGAGUUCCCUCCUCCGCCGCCGCCUCCUCCUCCUCACCAUGGCGAUCAUGAGCAUGGCGAUCAUCCCCCACCCCACGGCGAGCCUCCGUUCGAUCACCACCGCGGUGGUCCCCACGAUGGCCCUCAUGAUGGAAGACCUGGCGACGACGAGUUCUCUAUGCACCCUCCCCCUAUGGAGUCUGACGAGGACGAGCGCCCCUCUCCCCCUGAUCAUGAAGGCCACCCACCUCCUCAUCGUCAUGGACACGGCCCACACGGUCCCCACGGGCACGGCGGACACCACCAUCCUCCGCCUCGCUCCUUUCUCAUGGGCUUCGGUAUGGCUGGGAUUGCCCUCGCCCUCUUCUGCAUAAUCGGCCUUGGUUACAUGCGCCGCCGCGCCAACCACAUGACACCCGAGUCCCGUCGUGCCCUUCACCGAGAGCGUCGCACUCGUGGAUACGCCCUGCAGACCGCAAUCCGCCGCAUUCUAGCCCGGUGGACCGGCGACUACGACGAGGAGAAGCAGGCCAUGCUUCACCACCGAUCCUCCAGCGAAGACAGCGUCACCAUGGAGCAAGAGAUUGCGCGGUUCCGCGAGGCUGCCUUUAUGGUCGAGGGUCUUGUUGCUGCUGAGGAGGGUCGCACCCACCGAGAUAUGGCUCCCCGGGGUCCUCCUCACCACUUCCACCCUCAUCCUUACUACCACCCUCACCCUCACCCUCAUGGACCUCCUCCCCCCCAUGGACCUCCUCCUCACCACGGCCCUCACCACGGCCCUCCUCCCCCUGGUCCCCCUCCUCAUGGUCCUCCUCCUCCACACGGCCCUCCUCCCCCGCCGCGUCCCCCCAUGAUCCCCGAGGACGUCCCCGCGGCGCAGUACCCCGGCUUCAUGACUGGUCAAGAGCGUCUGCCCUCGUAUGACGACGAGACCCACGACGCCUCCGUUGUCUCGGACGGGUGCCGCUAUAUGCCCGGCGCGGCCCACUACUCGCCAUCCACCACUGCAUCCACCACCAGUGAUUUGCUUGGAGACUCCAAGCACUAG
Molecule: messenger RNA, 2151 nt
Organism: Ilyonectria robusta
Lineage: Eukaryota; Fungi; Ascomycota; Sordariomycetes; Hypocreales; Nectriaceae
Exons: 4
Coding region: 1-2151 (716 amino acids)
Source: RefSeq, a predicted model, not a curated record